Messenger RNA from Paraphaeosphaeria sporulosa, 2808 nucleotides. Its product is annotated as kelch repeat protein-like protein. NCBI's taxonomy places the organism in Eukaryota, Fungi, Ascomycota, Dothideomycetes, Pleosporales, Didymosphaeriaceae. The record is from RefSeq and is a predicted model, not a curated record. Bases 439 to 2808 code for a protein of 789 amino acids. Gene Ontology annotation, molecular function: protein binding. The transcript has 6 exons.
GUCUCAUGACGUCCCACCAUCAACUUGCUUCGCACGGCUCAGCAUCAGGGUCAGGGUCGGUAACACGAUGGAUCCUGAUGGGUCGUAGCGCUGCACAUAGAGGGGGCAACGGGAAGCACAGAUGAGAAUCUCGUUGUUCCUCAGGUCGCACGCUCUCACUUACCGCUCACCUGGAUCAGUUCCUUGAAUAUAAUCUGCGUCUGCUCAGCCUCCGCUAGUCUCUGUCUACAGCGCAUACCCGCUAUUGUUUUACAUACUCUGGCGCAGUGCUGCAGGAGUUUGCCACGCCCCUGUUCAUAUAUGCACCCCAUUAAUCCACCUCAAUUUGGUAUUUGACAGCCGAAGCUGGUUUUCACCGCAACGUCAUUUAUACCGAGCGUCCAACGCUCUUAACUUCCAACGAGUGUCCGUCGCCGCGCGCGGCACUUUGACUGGACAAUGGACUCUGCACACGACCAACCCCCCUUCGCGGCGCCCACGCGCAGGAAAUCAGUGUUUCUGGAAGUUGGACUGGUGGACGAAGAGCAGGUUCGAAGUGAACGCAGCCCGGCACCCAGCAUCGACAAGCACGCGAGACCGAGACAUUUGAGGCCAGCAAGGACGGUGCGGUUUCGGAGCAAAAACGACGUCUUUGAGGAUAAGCGCGCAACUGCGCAAUCCGACGACGACUGGGAAACAGAUACCGAAUCAGACGACGACGAUACAUUCCCUCGGAUACAGCCUCGGCAGAACAUGGUGUCACAGAAGGUCUACCGAUUGGCCUUAUUCGCGCUUGUUCUUGCCUUGAUGUUGCCUAUUCUCCAGAUCAGCUCAAUAUCACCACAAGGAGUUAGAGCAGGAGUCAUUCCACAGACGUCGAUCGAGCCUACAGUCGCACAGCUAGGUGCGAGGCAGGAUUCCGGCUCAAACACACAGGUGUGUAAGCGAUGGGCUGGUCAAUCCGCCGUUGUCAAUGGAACGCUCUACAUGUAUGGGUUCCGAACCAGCAACGAUUCUCAACAGAAGAGCGAUACCUGGACCAACGACUUCCUUUCCCUCGAUUUGACCAAGUCGUGGCAGAUAUCUAGCCCUUCGCUCACGAGCCUCUCGAAGCCGUCAGGCCCACCGGCAGUUUCCCUCGGAUAUCUGUGGAACUCGCACUCCUCCCUCUACCUCUACGGCGGUGAAUUCUCAGACGAUCCCCAGGAACUGCCAACAGCGAACUCGGUCUGGGAAUACAAGAUUGCUAGUAAAGAAUGGGUAGAGCACAAGGACCCCAAGACUUCUUCUGGUGAUCAUGCUGAGAAAGCUGGCCAGUCAGUUCAAAGGGCUGCUGAAGGGUCAGGCUUCAGUGUGCCGAAUCUGGGCCGUGGAUGGUUCUUUGGCGGACACCAAGACUUUCUCACGACUGAGGGCUGGAGCAACCAGGUCGAAAGGAUCUACCUCAAGUCGCUUCUCGAGUUCACGUACCCUGGAUAUUCGAACGAGGCCGUCGAUGAUCUUAAAAAUGGCAAGACGGCUGGCGACGAUGGUGUCUAUCGCAACAUUACCGAGGGUGGUCUGCAGAACUCUGGUUCCUUCCCUGAGCGUGCCGAUGGUGUUCUGGUGUACAUUCCUGGUUUUGGUGCGGAGGGUACCCUCAUUGGCGUGACGGGAGGAGAUAAUGACACACUGGCCCAAAUGAACGUCAUCGACGUCUACGACAUUGCGAACUCGACCUGGUACAAGCAAAACACCGCAGGGGACACGCCCAAAUACCGCGUCAAUCCCUGCGCGGUGGUUGCAGCCGCCGCUGACGGUUCUUCCUACAACGUCUACAUGUACGGCGGGCAGAGCCUACAACCUGCAGGCAACCAAGAGCAAUACGACGACAUGUGGAUCCUCUCCGUCCCGUCCUUCACGUGGAUCGAAGUCAAACCCGACACAUCCAAAUCUUCUGCUCCUCCCGCUCGUGCCGGCCACUCCUGCCACGUGUGGGACUCUCAGAUGAUUGUGCUAGGCGGCUACACGCCCAAAGAAAUCAGUUGCGACUCGCCCGGCAUUUACGCCUUCAACAUGUCCAGUCUCGGCUGGAGCGACCAAUUCACCGCCCUCACCGGCGACAAAGCCCUCAAAGCCUUCAACGGCAACGAAGGCGACGAAGGCAACCCGCUCGCCCAGCAAGCCAACCAGCGCGGCUUCGACCACAAGGCCGGUCUUGAAGGCAGUUACGGGUACUCUGUCCCCAAGCAAGUCCAGGAAAAAAUCGGCGGCGAGGCAACCGGUGGCGCCACGCUCACGGCGCCUGUCCAGACGCCGACAGCGGGACCCUACAAGUCCGGCACGCCGCAGACGUACACUGUCACGGGACCCAACGGCGCCACUAUCACGCAGACAAUCGACUCCGGGAACAGCGCUGCCAACCGUGGCAACAAGAUUGGCGCAAUUGUUGGCGGCGUGCUCGCGGGCGUGUUCUUCCUCGUCGCUGCGUACUUUGCGUUCUGCGCGUGGGUCUACCGCAAACAGGUCGCGAUUUGGAAGCAGCAUGCUGCGGUGGUGACGGCGCGGUCGAACGCAGAGAAGAGCGGUGCGGGCGGAGCGCUGCUCGGCAGCGCAGUAGCUUCCGGGAGCGGAACGGCAAGCGCGAUCCGGACGAGCAAUGAGCGGACGGGGACGUCGUAUACUGGUGCAGCUGGGGUCGCCGGGGGCGGCGUGGAUGCGCUGGGUAGGCGGAGCAGUGUUGCCAGCUCGACAGACGACUUGCUGGAUGGGCAAGAGCCUGCGUUCUGGGGGACGCGGGGUGUGUUGUUGAACCCAAGGCGGAGUUUGAGGGUGAUUAAUCGGGACUAA